Molecule: messenger RNA, 1776 nt
Organism: Anopheles funestus (African malaria mosquito)
Lineage: Eukaryota; Metazoa; Arthropoda; Insecta; Diptera; Culicidae
Product: integrator complex subunit 6-like
Exons: 1
Coding region: 1-1776 (591 amino acids)
Biological process (GO): snRNA 3'-end processing
Cellular component (GO): integrator complex
Source: RefSeq, a predicted model, not a curated record
AUGGCGGUGAUCAUCUUUCUGUUGGACAACACCCCAUUGAUGCUACAACAGUCGAUGAUGAAUGGGGUGCGCAAUUCAUACAUAGAUAUCGCGAAACAGACGGUGGAAAUGUUCCUAGAACUUCGUGAAUCGCAUCCGGACAGACAGUACGAUCGUUACAUGCUACUAACAUACGACAUUCCACCGAAAAAUGUAAAAGCGGGCUGGAACGAAAGUAUGGAGCAGUUUAAAACCGCAUUAAUCACACUACAAUGCACUGGAAGUACAUCGGACAGCAAUGCACUAGGAAAUGUGUUUGAGCUACUCAAUCAGGAGCGCAUGAUGGUUGGCCUUGAUACGUACGGAUAUGGAAGAUGUCCAUUCAACAACAUGCGCAGCUGGAUUGUGCUCCUCACAAGCCAUCACCGCUAUCCGAAGGUAUACAAUACGCAAUGUUUGCCGCUUUACCCGAACUUGGAUGGAUCACGACUGACGAAGGAACCGUUCCGCUGGGAUCAGCGAUUGUUUGCAUUGGUUCUAGGGAGUUUGAAAAGUUCGCCGUACAUCGAAAAAAUGGCUCUUGCAAUGGGUGGAUGGUGUAUGCGGAUUACAUCGAAGAGAACCUUGGAUCAAAGCAUAUCGCGACUAGCGAAAAGCUUAAAUUUUGAGCUGAUGGUUAAUUUUGUACAAGAAACAACCCACAUAACAUGCAUUGCCCAAACAAGCAUCAUCAAACUUGAGCCGUCGAAUUGUGCCAUCACGUACUGUGGUAAGGAAUGGAAAGGGUCGUGGCCUUUCCCAGAAUCUUACUGGCCAGAUUUAAAACAAAAUGAGCUGCCACCACGGGAUGCUCAUCCAGAGGUGCGCAUUCUUCCUGUGUGUUGCGACGAACCGGUAUGGACGAUGAAUAUCCCAGUCGACAAGUACGAGGUGCGGGAACGCAUGGGUGGAAGCAGCAUACUACUUACAGCGGACGAAGACAAGGUAUGGCCGGUGGUGAUUACGACGAACACGAAUCGAAAGGAACAACCCUUUGGCUACCUUAAACGAGCUUCCGGGAAAACAUUUUUGUAUGUAUUACCCUACAACUAUCCCGAGCUGCAUCGACUGAUGGAUGAAAAUUUUCCUCUUUUGAACGCGAAAAAUCUGAAGUUCAUUUACGCCAUGAAGCACUACAUAUCUAUGAUACCACCGUACUACUGUUUUUACUUGCGCAAAGCGUUGAGCGGUAUGUUGGAAAAUUCGGUGUUGGAAACGGUAUUGCCGGAUGAAAACGUGUAUUAUCUUAAUUAUAACAUAUUGAAAAGUUUGAACAACAUGCGACAGGAUGCAAAAUUGCACCGUAUGCAAUUGUGUGAUUACGUGUCCGGGCAACAAGGCAAACCCAAUGCGAAGCAGCUGGAAACCGCUCAGCUAAUCAAUGUACAUGCGUUGCUACACCGGCGCAAAGAGGAUACCGAGCAGACAGUUAAAAAUAUCGUCGUACCGACCACCGAACGGUCGACUUCGCCUCCAGAUUAUCGCAAACUUCACGCCAUCGAUCGGAAGGACAUGCUCGAUAUGAUAAAUCGUUUGAGAAAUGUCUUCUAUUACCCGGAAAAUAUGUCAAGCUGCAUGAAUUCCCUCAAACACACGGUACCUAUAUCGCAGAUGCAAAAUUACACAACCCAGCCGAGUGUUGCCAGCCUGCGGACCAUCACUGACAGCGAUAGUACCGAGAGCUUUCCAGUCACAUCGGUUCGAUAUAACCCGCAGGAAUCUAACAAACGCACAACGAAGAGAAUGAAAUUACUUUAG